This is a messenger RNA of Aaosphaeria arxii CBS 175.79, 1757 nucleotides long. RefSeq lists its product as uncharacterized. Lineage: Eukaryota; Fungi; Ascomycota; Dothideomycetes; Pleosporales. The transcript has a single exon. The record is from RefSeq and is a predicted model, not a curated record. Bases 152 to 1615 code for a protein of 487 amino acids.
CGCCGCCAUGUAAAGUGCGAAGGCAAUAUUACUUAUCGUUCUUCUACCGGUAGAUCCCUCCCUUCAAUUACUACAUAAUUACAUAUCUUUUACCUUUCACUUCUUGAUCUUGGUUCAACCUCCGAGAUUUUUGCACUUCGCAACCGACAAGAUGGCCGUCUCAAAGCCGUCAAACAAAAAGGCAACCAAACAAGACACGCCCAUGGACUCUGAUCGCAAACCUAAGACUACUUUAAAUGGCUUCAGCUUCCCCAAGUCACAGACUCAAAAGGUUGUAUCUUCUGGCCGACGCAAGCCAACUCCAGCGUCUAGCGGUGGGUACGUCCCCAAGCGCAAGGCCGUCGACGUGCCCGCUCGCACGCCUCACAGCCGGGCCGCGAAGUCUCGAAAGAAGUCCAAGAGCGACCCAGACUCCGUUUACUACAACGACACGACCAUCUUCUCUGACCUGUUAGCUUCAGACCCGCCGUCUGCUGCUGUCGAACCGCCCAGUAGUCCGCCGACAGUGAACGGGAGGUCCUCGCAACCGCACUCAUCUCUUCCCAAUGGACGACCAUGGCAAAAGCCGCAAACUCUGGUAGACUUAGAAUCCAAAUCUGCAAGUUCACCCCCGGACGUCUCCCUCCCUCCUGCGAUCUUCGUCUCAGACAAGGCCUUCCUCGCCUCCAUGGACCGCGACAUCCACCUCCUAGCCGCGCAGCUCUCUACUCAACCGACCAUCCAAAUGGAGCUCCCGGACAUCUACACAUCCGACAACACGCCUGCGCCCUGGACCUCGACAACCCUCUUCCACCUCUACAUCCUCGCGUACGCGCUCUCCCUCCCCAACAUCUGCGACCUCAUCGCCGACACCUGGAUCCAGCAGUUCCACGCAAUCGACGACGUGAAGGCCCUCCGCAUCUGGCGCCGCAACCGCGACGUCGAGGAGGACCCGCGGCUGAAGGGUGUGGUGGAGUUCGUGGGCAAUGGCGAGACGUUUGUGGAUACGCGCGCGAUGGAGUUCAAUCCGGUCAGGAUUGGAGAGUUGUAUGGGAAUACGGGGAGGGAGUGCGGGGCGAGGAUGGUGUGGGCGGAUGCGUUGGCACUUUGUGGAGCGGACGCGGAGGAGGUGUUGGAGGUUGGUGGGAGGCGGGAUGGCGAAGUGGCGUCGACGACCGCUGAGGCUGUAGUCGAGGGGUACAAAGGCGGCGGUGUUGGGUGGGAGAAUGUGGAUAGGGGUGAGGUUGUUCGUGCGAUGGAGGACUGGCCGAAGGAGUUUGUGCAGGAUGUUCUGCGUACUUCGUUGAGGCUGACAAGGGUGAGGAGGACGCUGAAAAUCGAGGAGAGGCAUCCUUAUGCUUGGUGCCGGAGGUACCACGAGCAUGCGAAGAGGGGACUGCCAUGUUAUAGGUACUUAGCCUGGCAGGAGAAGGAUGACGAUCACGGUGCUGAAGAGGAGGAGGAGGAAGAGGAGGAAGAGGAGAGUGAGGAUGAGGGGCAGCUAGGAGAAAGUCAUGUCGCCUUGGGUAGGCUUGACAGCGUCGAAUUGGAGGAUGAGGGUAUGAGCGAAGACAACCUGGACCUGGAAGUGCCGCACACUGCGAGGGGCAAAAGGAACGUUCACUUCGCAGUGUAGGGUUGGCUAUAUUUGCAACAAUUCUAGCCCCUGGGACUGAAAGCUUGCGCAACUGUCAGAGGGAACAUGAUCCCUUUUGGGACUUCUUAUGGAAGGUCCGACCUGGAUAAUGAUUUCCUACGCUCAUGGAGUGGUCCUAUGC